AUGGAGAUCGAUCCACGCCUGCGUGCUGGCGGUGACGACGGGCCUGCCGACGCCUCCGACUAUCAUCUUUCCUCCCCCGCCUCUAGACUCCCCGAUCCCUCCGCCGCCCCGUCUGCAAGUGCACCCACCACCACCACCACCCCUACCCCUUCCUCCUCGCAUUUCUCCCCCGCCGACCACCUGCGUUCCUCCGCGAGUGGGCCCAGCUACUUCCGUCCCUCCGCCCCUCAGUCCCAAUCCCAAUCCCACUCGCAAUCUAUAUACCCCGAGCCCGACCCGGCCCUCGGCACCACCGCCCGACAGGACUCCGUCGACGUCGACCCCAACGAUCCUUACGCUGAGCUAAGACGCCCCCGCGCCUGCGAGGCCUGCAGACAACUUAAAGUCCGCUGUGAGCCGGAUCUCACCCAUCCCAAUGGAACCUGCAAGCGCUGCGCCAAGGCCGGGAGGAACUGCGUCGUCACCCUCCCGACCCGCAAGCGCCAGAAGAAGACGGACAGUCGCGUCGCGGAGCUGGAACGGAAGAUAGAUGCCCUGACGGCGAGUCUGCAGGCGUCUCAUGGUCAGGAGUCCUUGCCGUCGCUGGGGACUCUCAACCCUCCGCGCGAAGAGCCUAUCGCCCGGCGCUGGCUUGGGCCGACAACGCAUGCCAGCGUAAAUGUGAGCGCACCGGUGCCGCUGAAGUCGCCUUCUUGUAGUACAGCGGGGAGCAAACGACGGCACAGUGGUGAGGUCAAGGAGUCGGUUCCGGCGUCGUCUGGUACUUCGAGCCCGAGCGAAGGGCAGGCACUGUACACCAAGGCUAUCAAACAAUGGCGUGCCAUGGGAUAUGGCACGGACCAAGGACCGAAGGAGGGUGAGAAUUCGGAGGAUGUGAUUGAUAGAGGGCUGGUGAGCGCUUCGUUGGCCGCGGAGGCAUUCACCAGGUACACCGAACAUAUGGCAACCCUGAUCCCUCUGGUGGUAUUCCCACCCGGAACGACCAUGAACGACGUGCGACAGAAGAAGCCGGUGCUCUUCCAUGCGAUCAUUGCUUGUGCGAUCGGCACAAUCCAGCCGGAGCUGCAGAUUCCUCUGCUGAACGACUUCUACAAGAUCAUCGCCGAGCGGAUCGUCGUCAAGGGCGAAAAGUCCCUCGAUCUGGUCCAGGCAGUGAUUGUCUGCUGCAAUUGGUACUCGCCCCCGGAUAACUUCGAGGAGGUGAAAUUCAACCAGUUGGCACAUAUCGCCGUCACCGUGGCGAUGGAUCUGGGCCUCUAUCGGAAGAUGAUCCCCAAGGUCAAGCCGUUCAGCCUGGUCAAGGAGUUGAUCUCCAAGAAAUCGUCGAUCGUAUUGGACUUGGACUCCGUGGAGGCGCGGAGAACGUGGUUGGCGUGCUAUUUCCUUGCUGUACAGGUUGCUGUCUCGUUGAGGCGCGUGAAUCUCGUCCGUUGGCUCCCAUACAUGGACGAGUGCGUGGAUAUCCUGGAAAAGUCACCGGAUGCCUUGCCGUCCGACAAGGCGCUGAUCCAGUGGGCCAAGUUGACGCAGAUCAUAGAGGAGACAUCCGUCCAGUUCAACAGCGACGAGGCUCCCUCGAUUUCCUCCUUCUCUGACCCCAAGUUCCUCUACACACUCAAAGUCCUGGAGAAGCAGCUCGAGCAAUGGAAGCGGGAGACUCCGCCGGACCUCUACUCUUCCAUAAUGAAGCAAGCCCACUGCAUCGUCGAUCUCUUCCUCCACGAGAACGCCAUGCACGUCGAUUUCAACAAGGUCGAUCCCAAGUCCGCCAAAGACGACCUCACCAGUCCCCUCAGUGCCGCGCACAUCAAUGCCCUGAGCUCCUGUCUCUCCGCCAUCCACGACGCCUUGGACGUCCUGUGCUCCAUCGACCCCAAAGAGCUCGUCAACGCUCCCACCAUUGCCCUCGCCCGCACCUCUUUCGCUGUCGUCGCUCUCAUCAAGAUCUACUCUAUCGUCUCCACCCCGGAUACCCGCAUGGGACAGGUCAUGGAACCUGCCAGUCUGAAGACUGAAUAUUACCUCGAUAAGGUCAUUCGUCAUUAUACAAAGGCUGGCGAGUUGCCUGGUGGUCGCACCGCCGCGAAAUUCAGUGUUGUUCUGACGAUGCUUCGUAAUUGGUUCAUGAAACGGAAGGAUCAGGGUCCCGCGUUGAAGGAUGCUCUUUCUAUCUAUAAGGAGACUUGUGAUGAAAGGAUCCAGCGAAGUCGCCAUGGACCCCAACACCGCUCCGGCCAACAACAAUCACACCAACAGCAGCAACAACAGCAACAAUCCCUCACCACCACAACCUCCACUCCACUCACCACCUCCCACCCCCCUCCUACACCCCGGAACAGCAAUCCCAGCCGCAACAACAUCAUCAACAACAACCCCCUACGACCCCUCCCCCACCCCCAACCAACAACCACCCCACCAACAAACCCACCCGACCCCUCCACCACCACCACAACCUCCAACACCGAACCCUGGGUCCCCUACCCCCGCCAAUUCUACCCUCCAGCCCCCUUCACCACCCCCACCUAUCAAGACCUCCCCGCCUUCUCUGACCCCGAUCCCAGCGCCAACGGCCUCGUCCUCCCUGACGGUCCCAUCCAGGGCUUCUUUGUCCCUGAACUGGGAGUGCAGAUGGGCUUCGAUCCGGAGAAUCUGCUGGCGCUGGGGAAUAUGCUUGGGGAUGGGAUUCUUAAUUUGCCGUUUCAGGCGGAUGGGGGGAUGGGGUUUUAUUGAUUUGAACUGAUCAGUUGAGGUCGGUUGAAUUGAGUUGCUUGGCUUGGUUUGGUUGAGCUGGGUUGGCUUGAUUACUUGGACAGGGUAUAGAAUAUACCAUGUGGAGUCAAUGGUUCGAUUGAUGGAUUGAUGGAUAGCUGGGUUGGUGAAAACCUAUUGCAUAGUGUAUAAUGUAUGUGGACGUGGAUGGCUAUCCAUCUACUGAGUAUACAUACGCGUACAUACUAUUAACUGUCUGUUAGUUAUUAUAUGAUAUCC
Aspergillus heteromorphus CBS 117.55 is the source of this 2988-nucleotide messenger RNA. Its product is annotated as putative C6 transcription factor (War1). Gene Ontology annotation, cellular component: nucleus. The record is from RefSeq and is a predicted model, not a curated record. Gene Ontology annotation, molecular function: DNA-binding transcription factor activity, RNA polymerase II-specific; zinc ion binding; transcription cis-regulatory region binding. Lineage: Eukaryota; Fungi; Ascomycota; Eurotiomycetes; Eurotiales; Aspergillaceae. Gene Ontology annotation, biological process: regulation of DNA-templated transcription. The transcript has 4 exons. Bases 1 to 2730 code for a protein of 909 amino acids.